Lycium barbarum (goji berry) is the source of this 2410-nucleotide messenger RNA. RefSeq names its product two-component response regulator ORR21-like. The record is from RefSeq and is a predicted model, not a curated record. Lineage: Eukaryota; Viridiplantae; Streptophyta; Magnoliopsida; Solanales; Solanaceae. Gene Ontology annotation, cellular component: nucleus. The transcript has 6 exons. Gene Ontology annotation, molecular function: DNA-binding transcription factor activity; DNA binding. The coding region runs from base 488 to 2167 and encodes 559 amino acids. Gene Ontology annotation, biological process: regulation of DNA-templated transcription; phosphorelay signal transduction system.
UCUAUUUGGUAAUUAUGAUACUUCUUUAAUGCAAAUGAGUACUCAGUGAUAGAAGUCAUUUUUCCUUAUAAAUAAAAAUGUUUCCUUGAAAAAUUCAUUUAAGUAAAUAAACACUGAAAAAUGACUUUAUCAAAAAACAUUACUCUCCAUAGUAAAUCCCUAAAAGGAAAAUAACAAAAAAGACAAAAGUAUACCCUUGUCUUGACUCAAUAAAGAAAAUAAAAAAGAAAAACAGGUUAAUAAAAAUAAUUCGCAUGGUCAACACUCAACAUGCUCAUUAGCCAGUAGAGAAUACUAUAUAAGUUAGCUUCAAAGGGAAAGAGAACAUCACAUUAGAGCUUCAAUAAAUAAAAAAAAUCAGCCGAAAAAGUAAGUAUUUCACUUAUAAAUUAAGCAUUUCUAUUACAUUUUUAAUUCCUUAUAUCUCCUCCUUGUUAUAUUUGAAGAAGAAAUUUCUCAAACUAACAUUGAAGGAACAUAUAACCCGAUGGCUGCUCCUGAUUAUGAUAUGCAAGAAGAAGUUUGUGUGAUGUUGGUUGAUCAUGACAAAGAGUUUGUUAAUGAGAUGGUUGAUUUGCUAAUGUCAUGUGGAUAUAAAGUUAUGACGGUUGAUAUGACUUCGGCAGCAAUGUCAAUGCUCUCCAAAGGAAAGACAAAAAUCGAUGUGAUGAUAAUUAAUGUCAAUUCACUUGAUCUGCAAUCCUUUCAGCGUUUGGCUGAUCAAGCUGUGGCCUUAAACAUUGUCUCACUCUGUGUAUAUGAUGAACACAAUCCACUCUUAGAAAAGAAGGCUUUCGACACUGGAGCUUACCUUUACCUAAAAAAGCCACUUCACGAGGAAAUUGCGAAAUACUUGUGGCAAUUUGUAUUGAGGGAAAAGAUUCAAAAGAAAAAAAGGAGAGAAAGAUUAGAAGAAAAUGGAGAUCAUGUGAAUGUUAUUGGUGGUGCUGAUGAUAUUGGUGACAAUAAUAUUGCUGGAGAUGAAGAACAAGUUGUAGAGAAGAAUGUGUCUGGAAACAAUGUCAUAUCAAAUGGAAAAUACAAGUUAACGAGAAAGAGAGGUAGAAAUAGUACAGAAGACACUAAUAAAGGAGAGAGCCAGAGCAGUGCUAAUAAGACCGUUGGGAAAAAGGUCUGCACAGAAUGGACAAUAGAUCUUCAUACCAAAUUCGUGGAAGCUAUGCAACAACUUGGUGAUGGAAGAUGUUAUCCACUAGACAUUCUUAAGGUGAUGAAUGUGCCUGGUCUUACCAGGAUGCAAGUUGCAAGUCACCUUCAGAAAUGUCGUAACAACAACUGGAGAGCUCAAGAAAAGCGAAAAUCGAUUUGUCACCCACCAGGUCAAAGAUCCUCAAGUGGUUCUCAACAAAGAAGUAGCUUUAAAAAAUUUGGGAGAAUGCCUCAUUUUCAAACGAAUAUUCCAAGUCCGCAACAACAGCAACGUAACCCGAAUCAAACCCAAAGUAGCCCACAUAAUAUCAACAAUAUAUUUACUAGAGGAGAAAGUUCGUCUCAGCAGCAGCUCAAUCGUCCACAACUUCAGGUUCAACCCCGCAACCCUAGCAUUGUCUAUCCAUUCAAUAACCCAUCUUUGUCGACUCAAAAUAGUGUUGGCGGUGGGCUACAACAACAUGGACCAUUAUUUGGAACACUGGGUUCACAAGGACUACAAGGCCCAACUAUAACUAAUUAUAGGUCAGGACCGCCGUUUAACAGUGGGGAUCAUCAUACUCAAAAUGACUAUGAGUUGGACCUCAAUGUGCCCUAUGAGUUGGACCUCAAUGUGCCCUAUGUAACAACAAAUUCAGAUAGCGCAAUAAUGUCCAAUGUAGACAUUGAAAAUGCAACAAGUAAUGAAUUUGGAGCAGCUAAUCCUAGUUUCCACCUAUAUAUUGGCGAAUCAAAUAUGUAUGAUCCAAGCAAUAUUGUCGCGGCAUCACACGCAAGUGAUACUGAUCAAGGAAGUUAUUCAAAUGAGAGAGAGAAUUAUGAAGCAUAUAUGGAUUCCAAAAAUAUGGAUUAUAUCUUUCAAAAUCUCGAAUCUCCAGGUGCUGACCUACCUAAUGAACAAGGCAGUGAGUUUGAUCAAGUUUACUCUGAUGAUCAGGUUAUGACACCAAGUGUCCAGUUUCCAGGAAUAGCAAAUUCUCCUGACGAAUCAGCGUGAUCAAUGCAGUCUUAAGGCUCUUUGCAGAAACAAAAUUGUUUACUCAAGUGGAAUUGUUGCAUCUUUCAUUUCUUUUUCUUUUUUUGGAUACUGUAGUUUCAUUUUUAAACUGUUUGUAUUACAUCGAGGGAGGAGGAGGGGAAAAGGGGAAUAACAUACUAUACUUCCAUAUCAAUUAUGGAAAGCCAAAGGGGAACUCAUUACUUUUUUGGCCGGAAUAAUGCAUCACUUUAUUUGAUAAAA